Messenger RNA from Camellia sinensis, 1038 nucleotides. The record is from RefSeq and is a predicted model, not a curated record. NCBI's taxonomy places the organism in Eukaryota, Viridiplantae, Streptophyta, Magnoliopsida, Ericales, Theaceae.
AUGAUCCAACCACCAGGGUUUGAACUGUCUACUAAUGCCCAGUCUGUUUACAAGCUCCAUAACGCUUUGUAUGGCCUUAAACAAGCACCCAGAGCAUGGUACUCCACCUUCUCUUGUUUCCUCCUUUCUCAAGGGUUCAAGAACAGCAAAUGUGACUCCUCUCUUUUUAUUAAAAAGACUGGUUUUAUCUUUCUUGCCUUAUUAGUCUAUGUUGAUGAUAUAUUGGUCACUGGUAAUGCUGCUCAUCAUAUUCAAGAUCUUGUUACUCAAAUGCAUCAAGCCUUUUCUAUGAAAGAGCUUCGUUCUAUUUCCUAUUUUCUUGGCAUCUCAGUUGCUACUUCUAGUUCCACCACUGUUCUAUCUCAAAAGAAGUAUGCUCAGGACAUACUUACUAAAGCUGGCAUGUUGGAUUGCAAGGCUUGCUCCUCUCCUAUCUCUGCCAAGCCUGGUCUACCACCAAAUUCAAAUCUUCCCUUUGACAAUCCAUCUGUCUAUAGAAGCAUAGUUGGAGCAUUACAAUAUUUAACCAUUACCAGACCUGAUCUCUCAUUUGCAGUGAAUCAAUUGUGUCAACAUAUGCAUAAUCCCACUGUUGGUCACUAUGUUGGUGUUAAAAGAUUACUUCGGUUCAUUAAAGGCACCAUCUCUCAUGGUCUUACUUACACACCCAGCUCCUUUGAUCUUCAUGCCUACUCAGAUUCCAAUUGCGCUGGCGAUGCAAUUGACAGAAAAUCUACAUCAUCCUAUUGUGUAUUUUUAGGUUCCAACCUCAUCUCUUGGUCCUCUAAAAAGCAAGCCAUUGUAUCUAGAUCAUCUACUGAAGCAAAGUAUAGAUCUUUAGCUCAUACAGCUGCAGAGCUUGCUUGGAUUGGUAUGUUACUUCAGGAUUUUUGUAUUGUCCCUCCUACAAUUCCUCUACUUUACUGUGACAAUGUUUCUGCCAUUGCUCUGGUUUCUAAUCCAGUGUUCCAUUCCAAAUCUAAACAUAUUGAAGUAGAUUGUCACUUUGUUAGAGAUCAACUGCUGGCUAAUGCCUGA